Messenger RNA from Drechmeria coniospora, 1491 nucleotides. Its product is annotated as centromere/microtubule binding protein CBF5. Lineage: Eukaryota; Fungi; Ascomycota; Sordariomycetes; Hypocreales; Ophiocordycipitaceae. The coding region runs from base 1 to 1491 and encodes 496 amino acids. Gene Ontology annotation, molecular function: RNA binding; pseudouridine synthase activity. Gene Ontology annotation, cellular component: box H/ACA snoRNP complex. The transcript is spliced from 4 exons. The record is from RefSeq and is a predicted model, not a curated record. Gene Ontology annotation, biological process: snRNA pseudouridine synthesis; box H/ACA sno(s)RNA 3'-end processing; mRNA pseudouridine synthesis.
AUGACCAUGGAGAUUGUGAAGAAGUCGGACGAGGCGGAUUACACCAUCAAGCCGCAGGCGGUGACUCCGGCGGUUGACACGAGCUCGUGGCCGCUCCUCCUCAAGAAUUACGACAAGCCCGCUCUUUCGGACCCGACGAGAUCUGCCACGAGACAGGAUGGUGCUGACGCCGAGGCAGUGCUCGUGCGGACGGGCCAUUUCACCCCCAUUCCCAAUGGAUGCUCGCCGUUGAAGCGCGACAUCAAGUCGUACAUUUCCUCUGGUGUCAUCAACCUCGACAAGCCCUCGAAUCCGUCGAGUCACGAGGUUGUCGCCUGGGUCAAGCGCAUGCUUCGCGUCGAGAAGACUGGCCACAGCGGUACCCUCGACCCCAAGGUCACCGGCUGCUUGAUCGUCUGCAUCGACCGCGCGACCCGACUCGUCAAGUCGCAGCAAGGCGCCGGAAAAGAGUACGUCUGCGUCAUCCGCCUCCACGACAAGGUGCCCGGCGGCCAGGCCCAGUUCGCGCGCGCGCUCGAGACCCUCACCGGCGCCCUCUUCCAGCGCCCGCCGUUGAUCUCUGCCGUCAAGCGUCAGCUCCGUAUCCGAACCAUCCACGAGAGCAAGCUCAUCGAGUUCGACAACGACCGCCACCUCGGCGUCUUCUGGGUCAGCUGCGAGGCCGGCACCUACAUCCGAACGCUGUGCGUCCACCUCGGUCUCCUGCUCGGUGUCGGUGCCCACAUGCAGGAGCUGCGCCGCGUCCGCAGCGGUGCCAUGGAUGAGUCCAAGCAGCUCGUGACCCUGCACGACGUGCUGGACGCGCAGUGGAUGAUGGACAACACCCGCGACGAGUCGUACCUGCGCAAGGUCAUUUCUCCCCUCGAGACGCUCCUGACGUCCUACAAGCGCCUCGUCGUCAAGGACAGCGCCGUCAACGCCGUCUGCUACGGAGCCAAGCUCAUGCUGCCCGGUCUUUUGCGAUACGAGGCUGGCAUCGAGCAUCACGAGGAGGUUGUCUUGAUGACGACCAAGGGCGAGGCCAUCGCGCUGGCCAUUGCGCAGAUGUCGACGGUCGAGAUGUCGACGUGCGACCACGGCGUCGUGGCCAAGGUCAAGCGAUGCAUCAUGGAGCGCGACCUGUACCCCCGACGAUGGGGUCUCGGCCCCGUCGCUCUUGAGAAGAAGAAGCUCAAGGCGGACGGCAAGCUGGACAAGUACGGUCGGGCCAACGAGGCGACGCCGGCCAAGUGGGCCGCCGGCUACCAGGACUACAGCAUGCCCGACGCGACGCCCGCGACGCCCAAGAAGGCCGUCGAGGAGACGACCAAGGUGGAGACGGUGCAGGCCGAGACGCCGGUGACCGAGGACAAGAAACGCAAGAAGCACGAGGGUGAGACGCCCGACGAGAAGGCGGAGCGGAAACGACGGAAGGCGGAGAAGAAGGCGGCCAAGGCGGCCAAGAAGGCGGCCAAGGGCGAGUCGGCGGCGGACGAGGAGGACAGCGACUAA